AUGGAUUUUGACCAGUUGCUCCAUCAUAUUGGCGGUUUUGGACGCUACCAGAAAAUUCGACUGUUCUUGAUAUGUUUGGUGGGAACGUUUUGCGCAUUUCACUCUAUGAACAUGGUUUUUGUUGGCGCAAAACCAGAAUACGAAUGCUCAAUCAAAGACAAAGCCAUUUCGGACAAAUUGUUUGCAAAUGUAUCGUUCCAAAAAUGGGAAGCCAUUAUUAAAAAAGGAGAGAAAUGUUCGCUAUACAAUCCUCAUCAGGCUUACGCCUUGUUCUUUAAUGGGAGCAAUGUAUUUGACGUGGCAAAUACCACAGACCUUUCUGUUCUCACAACCGAAUCUUGUACAGAGUGGGAAUACUCCACAGACGUAUAUGGACCAACCAUCGUUUCUGAUUUUAACCUGGUGUGCAGUCAAGGAUGGUUAAGAAGCACAUCCAAGACUCUCUACUUCUUUGGACGACUUCUUGGGGCGUUGAUUUUUGGCCAACUCUCGGAUAUAUAUGGGAGAAAACCUAUGUUCUUCAGUGGCCUACUUUUAUUACUGUUGGCCGGAUGUGUGGCAGCCUCAGCGCAGUCUAUGACUGUUUUUAUACCAUUUUACAUCCUACAGGGGGCAGCACAAACCGGCCUCUUCCUCGUAGCGUACAUUAUGUGUACUGAGCUGGUAGCGAUAAGGUACCGUUUGCUGGCCGGACAGAUGAUCCUGAGUUUCUACGCUGUGGGCUACAUGCUUCUCUCCUUCCUAGCUUACUACAUCCGACACUGGCGUUAUAUAGAGGUCGUCAUUACAGUACCUGUCAUCCUGUUCGCCGCUUAUUGGUGGAUUCUCCCAGAAUCUGUCCGAUGGCUGCUGUCGAAAAAUAGAAAGGACGAAGCAAAAUCGAUCAUAAAGCUUGUGGCGAAGACAAACAAUAUGGAGCUAUCGGAGGAUACGCUGGAAAUUUCAACUUACCAUAAAGAGACACAGGAAGUGAUCUUUGACCGGAAGUUUACUUGUAUAGACUUAUUUCGACCUUUACCAAUGUUCUGCCUGUCGGUUAACGUGUGGUUUAACUGGUUCGUGAAUUCUUUGGUGUAUUACGGGUUGUCUCUCGGAGUCGGUACUAUUGGAGGCAGUCCUUAUGUUAACUUCGCUAUCGCAGGGGCUGUGGAGAUCCCCGGUAACAUACUGUGUGUCCUGUUCCUUAAUAGACUUGGACGUCGGCUGCCCCUAAUGGCGGCGAUGACUGCCAGUGGGAUAGCAUGCGUCAUUUCCGGUGUUAUACCCAGUGACUUGUUAGCUGUAAAGGUCACCUUUGUCAUGAUAGGAAAAUUUGGAAUAUCUAUUUCCUACGGAAUCAUUUAUUUGAUGUCGGCCGAGGUGUUUCCUACGGUUGUCAGAAAUGCCGGUAUGGGUGUUUCCUCCGUGUGUGCCCGAGUCGGGGGCAUGCUAGCCCCUCAGAUAUUGGAGUUACAGCAGUUCUGGGGUCCCUUGCCAAUGUUGAUUUUUGGUAGCAUUGCUGUGGUAGCGGGAUUGGUAGCUUUAUUGUUACCGGAGACAGCAGGACGACCAUUACCACAAACUAUAGACGAGGCGUUGGGUAACAGAUCGAGUAUGGCUCGACAUCUACCUUUCGGAACUCUACUGUUUUCUCGUACUACUCCUUCAUCAAAGACACUAAAACCUCAUAUCGCUUCCCACGGGCCCCCGUCUCUGACAACAUCCCAAUUAGCGUGUGUCCAUGUUUGUCCUGAGACUGGAGCAGAGAAGGGCGAUGCAUAUGCCAUUAAGAAGAAUGUUGUACGAGUCAAAAAGAGUCUGAAAUCAAUGGACGAGAUUCCAGGACCAAAAGGCAUUAAAGGGUUGCCCUUAUUAGGAACAAUAUUAGCAAUGAAACCAUUCACCAAUCAUACAACAUCAAAGUUCCAUCUAUUGUUCCAAGAGCUUAACGCAAAGUAUGGGAAGAUAGUCCUGUUUCCUAUGGGUAUGAAAAAGAGCGUCUUACUCUUUGAUCCGGAUUUGAUUGAUGCAGUCAUAUCCCAGGAAGGACUUUACCCCUGCCGUACGUCCCUUCCUAUUUUGGAUGCAUAUGUUUCCCGACGGGGAGUGGACCUUAUCAGCACAAGACAGGGUGAUAGUUGGUAUCGGAUACGCCGGCCGUUACAACAGGGUCUAUCACCACGGACAAUAGGAAGCAACCUCUUGGACCACUUCCGUUGUGGGGAGGACCUUGUAACAGCGCUUGGACAUUUGACCACUAGUAACGGACAGCUGAAUGGAUCUUUCAUGAAACGUCUAUUGAUGCAAUAUGUUCUUGAAGCUACAGCUUUGAUAACUUUCAACACCAGAUUGGAUAUAUUAGGGAGAAGUGGUAACGAGGAACACGAUGAGUUUCUCGGUGACUUAGACGAGGUCUUCAGUUUGAUGUCAAAGUCGUUGUUUACUUUACCACUGGUGAAGUGGUAUCGGACACCCAUGUACAUUCGGUUUGAAUCAGCGAUGGAUAAAAGCCGUUUGUUAAUGCAAAAUGUCUUCAAUAAUAUGGGUUUAUCAUACGUUGUGUUUGUACUAUUUCAGUGGGUUCGAUUUAAUAUGACUCACGAUAGAGUAUUUAAUUUUCAAUACAAAGAAUUUUCUUUCUUAAGUGUAUUCUACAUAACUGAUUAUUACUUUCCAAAAACGACGUCUCAAACCUUGAUGUGGGUUCUGUGGUCACUAGGAAUGCACGAAGACAAGCAGGAGAAGUUAGUCCUAGAAAUCCAAAGCAUCAGUGGCAUGAAUAACUCCAUAUCGGUAGAAACAUUGCAGCACAUGCCAUAUUUAAAAGCAUGCGUCAAGGAAUCCUUCAGGUUCGUCUACCCCACAGUAAAUGGACCCAUGAGGAUACUUUCGGAAAAUGUCGUCUUGGGAGACUACCUUGUACCAAAAGGCACUUGGAUACUAUUUGGGCACAACUCCCUAUGCCGUAGUACCGAGUACUUCGACCAUCCGGAAGAGUACGUACCAGAACGGUGGAUGGACGUUAGCCAGACUCCGGAGAGGAGACGAAGGAUGACCCUUUGUGCAUUAGCAUUCGGCAUGGGCAGACGCAAUUGUGUCGGCCGAAGAUUGGCCGAACAGCAGAUUUAUGUUGCCGUGAUCAAGAUUCUACAAAGAUACAAAAUAACAAUACCGGAGACGUCAAGAAAUACAGACAUAUCAUACAGUGUAGCCGCCUUACCAGACGAAGCUCUAGACAUACGCUUCACAAAAUAGGACAAUUGGUGGCUAAACCCGGCCUCAAAUGUUGUGCACUUCAAAAGGCAAUUGUGAAAUAAGAAUUAACGACUGCUCUCCAGUCAGAAGGGGAUCGUGUCCAGAGAACAGCUUGUGAAGAAAGAUGGAAAACAGAAGAAUAUUGGGAGAUAUACCUCAGGGACAUAAUACUAGUAAAGAUAUAAAAGAUAGUUACGGUGAGAUAGUUAUAUAACGAGUAGACUAAAGUUAGUGGUCUUGUCCAAAUCAUAUGCUUGCUGUUUUGUUAUUACCAAUGCUGAGUAAGGACAAAGACAGCUAGGUAGCACAAUGGACCAACAACGAAACUCUCAAUAUAUAUAAUAUGAUAUAAUGAAAUAUAAUAUAGUUUAUAACAGCUAACACCUUGUGUCAACAAGUUUUUAAAUAUAUUGAUUACUUGCAUAUCGUCACUACGUCACUAUUUAAAGUGAUAUUCCCAACAACAAUUCCAAUUCCACUCAUUUCUUUAUAUUUGCACCUGUCCCUUCUUCAGCUUAGUAAACUCUGAAUGCGAAUUAAUUAGCGUAUACACAGUAAAAAAGGGCUAAGCGGAUUAAUAAGCACGGGAAUUAUGACGUCGUCUCUUUGUGACGUUGCCGGAACGUCAACUAGACGGCGCCAUUUUGAAAGGACUGCUCAACGCAAUUUUAGCGUUUUCUCCUGUUACCCGAUGAUCUCUGCACAAAAAGCUAACGCUAAGCGAGUAUUUUGUCAAUAACUAAACUGAAUAUUGCGAAAAUGGAUGCCUAUUUUAACUUCUCUGCGAAAUAACCUAACAACAAAUGGCUGAAGCGUACAGUUCCUUUAGAGAACAUUUGACCACGUCACUUCUAAAUAUGUCAAUACACGCUGUGCUUGACAACCAUAGUUAAUCCGAGACGGACAUUGUGUAUUGUGAAUAUAUCAAUUAAUUAAAAACGUAUAAGGUAUGAAA
Messenger RNA from Pecten maximus, 4189 nucleotides. RefSeq lists its product as uncharacterized. The record is from RefSeq and is a predicted model, not a curated record. NCBI's taxonomy places the organism in Eukaryota, Metazoa, Mollusca, Bivalvia, Pectinida, Pectinidae. The transcript has 16 exons. Gene Ontology annotation, cellular component: membrane. The coding region runs from base 1 to 3234 and encodes 1077 amino acids. Gene Ontology annotation, molecular function: iron ion binding; heme binding; oxidoreductase activity, acting on paired donors, with incorporation or reduction of molecular oxygen. Gene Ontology annotation, biological process: transmembrane transport.